GUUUAGAAGCUCAAGCUCUGAUUAAGUUACCAAACACAGUCAUACAUCAAGAGAAAAAUGUCACGAUUCAUCAAGUUACUUGUGACAAUUGCACUAACAUUCGCAAUUACAACCGCUAUCAUCACCACGACAACUACCAGAACCAACACCACGACCGAAGAAGUUGCUCUCGAAGACCCUUUCAAGGACCUUACACCUCCAGAAGCUAUUAAAAUCAGACGGAGUCGGUUCUUAGCUGAAAAAGACAACGAGGGUCUAAGACCUAAACCCCGUAGCCCUAAUGCACCUGACUUUUGCGAGCCAAAGAUCUGCAGUAGCACCGGAGGAAGCUCUAGAAUGGCUUGUUGCAACAAAAAGUGUAUGAAUUUAUCAACCGAUAGUAAAAACUGCGGCGCGUGUAAUAAGAAAUGCAGGUUUGGGGAAACAUGUUGUGGCGGUCAGUGCGCUAACUUGAGUUACAAUAAAACCCAUUGCGGUGAGUGUAACCUUAGUUGCAAACCAGGCGGGUACUGCGCCUACGGUCUUUGUAACUACGCGUGAUGCUUCAAUCAUUCAUUCACGUCAUGCCGCCAACGUUUCACAUUAUGAGUAUAUAAAAAACAUCUUUUUCUACUUUGAAUGUCAACGAAUAAAAUGGAACAUCCUCGUUUCCAGUACCAAUUCUGUUUUUAAAAGUUUACUAUGUGAGAGUGUGUAUCAUAUUCAUUCCAAAUAAUAUUUCAGUUUCUUAUAAUUGUGUUAUCCAGGAAGGGGUUUUAUAUAUACAUGUUAUGUUUGUUUAUUUGCUCUUUUCGAAAAAGUGAGAAUGUUGUUGAAGAUCAAAAAGGGUUCCAC
Eruca vesicaria subsp. sativa (arugula) is the source of this 834-nucleotide messenger RNA. Lineage: Eukaryota; Viridiplantae; Streptophyta; Magnoliopsida; Brassicales; Brassicaceae. The record is from the annotation of a GenBank genome assembly.